Molecule: messenger RNA, 4167 nt
Organism: Penicillium verrucosum
Lineage: Eukaryota; Fungi; Ascomycota; Eurotiomycetes; Eurotiales; Aspergillaceae
Product: Arf family guanine nucleotide exchange factor SYT1
Exons: 3
Coding region: 1-4167 (1388 amino acids)
Biological process (GO): regulation of ARF protein signal transduction
Molecular function (GO): guanyl-nucleotide exchange factor activity
Source: RefSeq, a predicted model, not a curated record
AUGCAUUGGAAAGGACUGCGUCUUGUGGCCGAUGGCAAGAGGCAGAGCACCAUAGAGCCUCAAGGCCAAUCCCGUCGCAGUGAACACCUUCCUCGUCCCUACGCCCCCGCCGAACCUAGACUAUCUGAGUCAAUUCCUCGCUCAUCCGGAUUGCCAGAAGGAGUACAUACAGGACUUCAGCCACCGGACGACAACGAAUCAAACCAUGCGGGGGCUCAGCCGGACUUCGCAGGACCAUCCUCGGUCGACCGUCCCAGCUUACGCCACAAGCGAUUCAGCUUUAUGAGACUACGACAUGCGUCGGACCCCCAAUUAUCCAAGUCCUACACCAAGGCAGGCCAGGAUACUCCGCCGGUCCCUUCUUUACCUCCCCCCAAAAUCAUUACUACCGCCCCGACCAGUCACGAACUGGAUCAACCCGUGAAACAGAGACCCAGGCUCAGCUUUCGACCACCGUCACGGAAACAGUCCAUGGAGGAGAUGUCUCGGAAAUCAAUGGAACAACCCGCGAAGCCUCGUAGAAGGGGCCAAGGAUCAACCGACUCUCAGGUUACAGACCCAACGCUUGUCAUGUCCCAGAGCAUUACCGAAGAGCCUGGACGCUUGUCAACCAACUCACUUCGAGGCGGGACCCCGCACCCCAAUGACUCUCAGCGCUCGUCGGUCAUAGAUCCCCGGUUUUCCGAAUCCUCUCGAUCAGACCGGAGCUACGGUGACCAGACAAUCACCCGGAGUGUUUCCCCUCGUGAUGGUCAAAGUGCCACUACCGCAAAGCGAUUCCGUAUGCCACGCCUGAAACGAACCCGCAGCCCUCUCUUUCCUUUACCCCCCAAAGUCUCGCAGCCGCCAGGAGAUACACCAAAAUCCAAGACCUCAGACGGUCAUGACCAAGUUUCACCGCUACCCUCGCCAUCCCGUUCUACCGUAGGACUCGCCGCCUCGACUGCCUCGAGUGUACCGCCACUAUUUCGAAAUGAUUCGACGAAUUCCGCUCGCUCAGUUCGAUCAAAUCCCUCCUUCAAGAACAGAGGACGUUCGUCUACCAUGGGUUCGCUGGCCGAGAACCAAGACGACUUGUCUAUACCCCCGUAUUUAGCAUCUUCGGCGCGCACCUCCACUUCGACCAGUGGCCGCAAAAGUUUCGGUGAUAUGUUCAACAUCACCCAGCGAUUGCGGCAAAAUUCGUCCCCACCUUCUCCUCGUCACGGUUCGCCCACGAUAGGUGGCGCCUCCACUCCCGUCUUAAAGCAAGAGCUACCAGCAAUCCCGAGGCGGGAAGAAAACGACACACCAGCUUCAUAUCUGACUCGUUUGGAAGAAACUCUGCCCCGUGGCAUGAUUGCGGGUGCUCUCGCUCAAUCAGACGAGGAAUUCUACAAGAUUUGUCUCCGAAAAUUCAUGAGGACCUUCUCAUACUUCGGGGACCCACUCGACAUGGCAAUCCGUAAGCUUUUGAUGGAAGUCGAGCUACCGAAAGAAACACAACAGAUUGAUCGUUUCGUGCAAGCAUUUGCUGACCGUUAUCACGAAUGCAACCCAGGCAUCUUCACAGCCCCGGAUAAUGCAUACUUUAUUGCAUUCUCGCUUUUGAUUCUUCACACCGACGUCUUCAAUAAGAACAACAAACGGAAGAUGCAGAAGGCGGACUAUGUCAAGAUAAGUCGCAGUGAGGGAAUCUCGGAGGACAUUCUUGAGUGUUUCUAUGAGAACAUCCUAUACACUCCGUUCAUUCGUGUCGAAGACGCCAAUCUGCCAGACCGUCACUUGGCGAAACCACGUCGCACGUUAUUCAAAAGCACUAGCUCCGAAAAUUUGGCCCGGAUUGCACGGGAGCCUGUCGAUCCUUAUUCCCUUAUUCUGGAAGGCAAAUUGGGAUCCCUGCGCCCCAGCUUGAAGGAUGUCAUGGAUCUGGAUGAUACAUACAAUCAUUUUGGAAUCGCUGGGCCACCGGACAUGGACGCUCUUCACCAGGCCUUCACCAAGUCUGGAAUCUUGCAAAUUAUCUCUCUGCGCUCUCGCCCUGACGCAUUCAUGCCGGCUAGCUUGGAUAGACCACAGGACUCGAAUCCUGGCCUGGUAGAUAUCAAAGUUGCCAAAGUUGGCUUGCUUUGGCGGAAAGACCCGAAGAAGAAGAAGGCCAGGUCGCCCUGGCAGGAAUGGGGUGCGAUUCUCACAUUCUCUCAGCUCUACUUCUUCCGCAAUGUGAACUGGGUGCGCUCACUCAUGGCACAGCAUGAGGCAUAUGUCAAGAAUGGCCGUCGGGGGACUCUUGUUUUCAAUCCACCCCUUGCUGAAUUCAAGCCGGACAACAUCGUGUCUACCGGUGAGACAGUUGCCCUCUUAGACUCAAGUUAUAAAAAGCAUAAGCACGCCUUUAUCUUUGUUCGACACAACGCAUUGGAGGAGACAUUCCUUGCUAGCUCUGAGUCUGAGAUGAAUGACUGGCUUGCGCACCUCAACUAUGCUGCAGCCUUCAGGACCACUGGUGUGCGCACCAAGGGCAUGAUUGCCACAAAUUAUGAGGGACAACGAUACCGCAAGAGUCAGCGAUUAAGCUCAAUAUCUUCUCAAAGAUCUCACCAGUCGACGGACAUAGAGCCCCCUUCUCCAAGCAUCGAUACCGAUAUUGUUGCCGAGUUUGUUGCCGCGCGGCGACAAUUGAUGAGCCACAAGAUUCGGGAGAGAAAUGAAAAGCUCGCCGUAACACAAAAACAACUGGAUGAUCUUCUACAGAAUGCUCGACACUUGCAAGUGCUCACUCCUCUUCAUGCUCGGGCCCGCGAGAGCGUCAUCAUGGCUGCAGGCCGUCUGUCUGCCAAGAUCAAAUGGGUGAGACAGGAUAUCUGGCGCAGCAAAUGUUACCGCCAGGUUCUCCUGCGAGACCUGGGAGAAGAUGAAGAGGCAGUGGAAAGCAGGGUCGGGUCGGUUGCUGAACCGACGCCAUCCCAGUCGGACGGAGCACGUUUGGGCUCUCUUUCCGGACCUUCCGUGACAUCAGAGCCUAGCGUGGAAGGAGCCAGUAGUAUUGUGCAUACCGUCUCUAGCGCUGAUACCGUUGAGCCUAAUGUGGCCCAAGCCGAGCGGCCCUCGGAGGCUGGAUUGCUGGCUAACCCUUCGAACGACGAACUGCGUCGUCCCAGCAUCCCGGGAUCUGCGACUUCCGCUGACAUUGGUCGUAUCGGUCGUCGACGCUCCGCCGUGACCAUUCCUGAACGUGCCAAGUCUUACUCUCCCGAUCCUACGACCAUCAAACUCGAGCGUGAAGCCUCGGUCCUCAGUCGUGCCAGCCGGUGGGAUGGGGCUAGUCUGGCAUCUCGUACAUCGAAACUGACAUCGUCUGUGAGCUUCGAUGACGGCGAGGAGCGCGUUUUAAGGGAAGCUGGUCUACUGGAGCUGCCAGCGUCCCCGUCGACACACAAAGAUGAAGGCAUGGCCCCCGACGCACUCCCUGGUAAAGACACCGAGGGUGAGACAAAUGCAAAUGAUAAGAGCGAUAGACCGAGUCGUGUCCGUCGUAGCCUUCAUCGCACCCUCCGUGAUUCGCAUGCUCAUAGGAACCACUCUCGUUCGAAGAAGAAACGGGCCUCAGUGUCUAGCAUAGGGCAGGAGGAGGACGAUCAGGUCUCCGGCGAUGGAGAAGUCCUUCCUCGCAAAGCCCCCAGUUUCACCGUGCAUGGCAAGAAAGCAUCCGUCGUCACAUUCGGGUCUGAAUGGCAGAACAUGCCCCCGGAAGAGCGCCUUAAGCUCCGCAAGCCCACCCCUCAUGAAGAGCCACGGGCGUCGGAUCCUGCUAUAUUGGACAGCAACGAGUCGAUCAUGACCGACCGCAGCCCGGAACGUGCUCACUCGAUGCGCAGAACGAGCACCACUACUGGCCUAAGUGUGCGCACCAGCGACGAUCUGACGGAAUUCCAAGAUGCGCAGGAAGAGCAACUGGAAGAGGACAUCGGGUGCCCAGCUUCCCCAGUGAUCACCUCACCCCCGACGCUAGGUGCAGAUCCCCUAGACACAGAACAUACUCCUCGCCCCCCUUCAUCCACAAUAUACAGCCAUCUUGCCGCACCAAGACACGACGGCUCCCCCUCCCCCUCCUCCACAUCUAUUAACGAGCGAAUCGUUUCUACGCCGUCCAGCGAAAAACUACGCGAGCAGGCCGUAGGCGCUUGA